Mya arenaria is the source of this 504-nucleotide messenger RNA. RefSeq names its product cilia- and flagella-associated protein 251-like. The record is from RefSeq and is a predicted model, not a curated record. The transcript is spliced from 2 exons. The coding region runs from base 1 to 504 and encodes 167 amino acids. Lineage: Eukaryota; Metazoa; Mollusca; Bivalvia; Myida; Myidae.
AUGAGAAGAGAGAAGAGGAGGGGAGAGCAGAGAAGGGGCGGGGAGGAUAGGAGGGUAGAGGAGCGAGAGGAGGGGAGGAGAGGGGAAGGGAGCGGAGAAGAGGAAGGGAGGGGAGGGAAGGAGAGGAAGGGAGAGGAGGGAGGGGAGGGGAGGGGAGGAGAGGAGGGGAGAGGGGGAGAGGAGAAAACAGGGGAAGACGGUAGGGGAGUGGAUGAGAGGAGAGGAGGGGAGAGGCGAGGAGAGGAGAGGAGAGGAGGGGAGGGGCGAGGAGAGGACAGGAGAGGAGAGGAGAUGAGAGGAGAGGAGAUGAUGGGAGGGGAGGGGAGAGGAGGGGAGGAGAGGAGCGGAGGGGAGCGGAGGGGAGAGGAAGGGGGGGAUGAGAGGAGGGGAGAGAAGAGAAGGGAAAAGAAGGGGAGAAGGGGAUGGGAGCUAUAUUGUAUGGAAGACUGGGGUCGAGGAUGUUUGUGUUCGUACAAUACUGUAUGGGGAAUUUGCCGUGUGUGA